AUACGUCUGAAACGUUGGCUGAGGCGCCGGCCACAUGCUUGGCUUCAUUCCCGCAGUCCAUUGGUGACAUCUAACGAGUUUAACGUGAUUAAAAUGUUGUUUUCAAGAGGUAAUCUCUUCUCUGUUCUCAAUAAUUCAUCCUCCGUUAGCUCAGUUGGCUAGAAGAGAACCACAUUGUCACACCAGAGCAUAGCACCAGAGCCCAGUACCAGGGAGCUAGCUAACACCGUCACUCGAAAAUGGCCACCUCCCCCUUUAACAGCGACUUCAAAGCUGAGUCAUUCAUUCUUCACCGAGUAAAUUUAAGGCAGCUAACAUGUUAGCAUGGUGAUCCGUCACCAGUUAUGGUGAGCGAUGGCUCAAUGGUAUCAUGCUAAAGAGCCGUCUUGCCAGCAAGUUGGCAACUCGUUUAUAGCUAACAGUUAGCUAACUCUAGCUAGUUCCUGUGAGAAACGUAUCCAGCCCCCAGUAUGCUGCUGUCUUCCCACUCUUAGUACUAUUUCAUGGGAAUGAGGCUCUGCUUUCAUAAACCUUAUUUAGCAGCUUACUCUGGGACCAACAUUUAACGGGCUGGAUCCUUUUUACCCCGUCAGUGCGCACGCGUUUUAUUGCCCCCGCAGUGGUGUUGGGACGUCGUUUGAUUACAUUACACCAGAGUGCUAAAAUAUACUAUGCUACGUGUUUUAAUGUAGCCGGACGGACUUUGAUUCAAUUGUGUUGUGAGUUAACUGUAAAUGGGGAGGUUGUUUUUCUUCCUGCGUCAUUAAACUACGAGGGGGGGCCUCGCUGGAGAUGUCAAGCAUGUGGUCGCCCGUCGUCACCGCGUGUUUCCUCGGGUGCAGCGACACUGGCCGCCGACAGGACACGCACGCAAAGGUCACUCAAAUGUUAGUUUCUGAUCAACCAAAUGGGAUCUGCUUUGCAAUUUAAGACUCGUGUGGUCUAGAAGACCGGGUCCCGGAUGCUCUCAUCAAAAAGUACAUCACCAUGAUGACUGAGACACCGUCACCAGUUUGAGUGGGACAAACUUUUGGAGAAUGUGCAUUGUUUGAUCAUAAGUGUGACAAAGUCUGACAAGCAGGAAGCUUAUAUACUCAGUGAGAGUAGCAUGUUUGUCUCCAAGAGACGUUUCAUUUUGAAGACAUGCGGAACCACCCUCUUACUGCAAGCACUGGUGCCUCUGCUGGAACUCGCCAGGGAGUACUGCGGUUUCGAUGCCAUCGAGAAUUUCUUCUACUCCCGCAAGAACUUUAUGAAGCCAACCCAUCAAGAGUUCCCUCAUCGAAACUUCCAGGAGGAAGUUGACUUUCUUAGCCAGAUUUUCCCAAAUGGUGCAGCCUACUGUAUGGGACGUUUGAACUCUGACUGCUGGUACCUGUUUACCCUGGACUUACCAGAGUACUGGGAGAACAAGCUUGCGGAUCAGACGCUGGAAGUUCUGAUGAGUGACCUCGAUCCAGCCAUUAUGGACCAGUUCUAUAUGAAAGAUGGUGUUUCUGCAAGUGAUGUCACUCGUAUGAGUGGAAUUCGUGACCUGAUACAAGGUUCUGUGAUCGACGCCACAAUGUUCAACCCUUGUGGAUACUCAAUGAAUGGAAUGAAGACUGACGGAACUUACUGGACUAUCCACAUCACCCCAGAGCCAGAGUUCUCCUACGUCAGCUUCGAAACCAACCUCUCCCAGACAUCGUACGAUGAUCUGGUCAGUAAAGUGGUGGAGGUGUUCAAGCCAGGGAAAUUUGUGACUACGCUUUUUGUCAAUCAGAGCUCAAAGUGUCGCAGUGUCUUUUCUCCUGCCCAGAAACUGGAGGGCUACAAGCGUCUCGACCGCCAGUUGGCUCAAUUCAACGAUUAUAAUUUUGUUUUCACCAGCUACGCCAAGAGCCGCCAGCAGAACCAGCAGAGCUGAGGGUUGAGGAUGAAGAGGCGUAAAAAGAAAGGCGGCCGCGCAGGGCACCCCCCUUGUGGCCGGUGUCACCCCCCAGUAGAGAGCUUGUCCGCCCCCCUCCUCUUCCCCUUCUGCUGUUGUCGUCCAGAAUCUCUUGGUGCUGAGGCGGUCGCGAGCCCUAGUUUAACCUCCAGUUUGAGUUGUUUGCAUUGUUGUACCUGUGACUUAGAUCUCUUGCAUGAAAGCUCUUUUCUCUGUUUCGAUAGUCUAGCUCACUCUUGCUGUGAUCUUGAAGUGCAUGAAGAGGAAUUAAACGCGCUCCGUUUGAGGCUGUCUACUUGUGCCCAGUCCAACAGACUCUUCCUGCAGGUGUCCCCCCUCAUCCCCCACAGACAAGGCUUCCGCCCACACUAGGCCGGAGCCCUGACAUGCUCAGACCAGUACGCCUCUAAUGAUCGAAACUCCACUUUCACUUUUCAAGUUCGACCAAACUCGUCUCUAGCUAAUUGGCUCUCAACAAUUGAUAUUUAUGAAUUCUGAGUGCGCUUUAAAAAGCUGUUUCCUCAUGGUACGAAGAGAAGGCUAACCUUCUGUCUGAUUGAAUGUAUAAGUCAUGGUGAGCUUUUGGGUGUUCUUAUCGUUGUCUUACAGUCGGGACAUGUUUGAGUUCUUUGAAAACUAAUGCCAUACUAGCUGUUUAAUGUUGCACUAUUGGAUUAAAAAGGAUUGCAGAUUAUUGGUCAAUGUAAACUGCACUAAGGCAAACUGGUUUGCUGGGCUUUAAUGCAUUCAUUAAUGUGUGCUCCACUCGACAAUCAUGUAGUCCGUGUGUUUCCCCAUGUAGACGGGCUUUUAAAGUUAUAUGCCUCGAAUAUGUAUGCGUAUGAAUAAUUCAAGAUUUAACAUGCGCACUUUGAUUCACCCAGGCUUCUUUAUUUACAGCAUGCUGUAUCUAUAGGAAGCCUCUGGGUCUUAAACCCCCCCCCCCCCCCCACACGCACACCAGUCAUAUUCAGCACAUUCACAUGAAGUGGUUAAAAGGAAAAUGUUCAAACUGAAUGUAGCACAGCCGUGUAAAGCUGCGGUGUCUGUCCCCUGUCUUUCGAAUGUACACUUCUCUAGAGAAAAGCCUGGACCGGGUUUGAGCUCAGUGUACCACUCCAGUAGCACACGCACACACAAUGCCCUCUGCUGCCCAGCCAUUGUCCAACUGGCAGGGGAGUCCCCUGCCAGUCAGACUGGCAGUUGGCCCCAGAACUGUGACCUGACGAGAGCCGGCCCUCCUGGCUGCGCCCACUCUCAAUGGGAAAUAAUGAAUCGGACACUUUUUGCUUAGUUGCCCAGCAAAGCAUUUUUCUUUUUCCCACAUAAUAUCAUCCUCUGUCUCUUUCCGCCCCAUACAGAAAUCUGUAAGCGCACAAUAGAGGCCCACCAGUCUGAGCAUGCCAGGGUGAUCCCGGAUCAUUCCACAUGUAACCACUGCAUAAACUACCAUUUUAUUAAAUUUAUUGUGACCAGACAUUUUUUGCAGUGAAUUGGUCGAAAAUGUGACUCCCCAGCAGUUUUUUUUUUUUUUUUUUUUUUUGGAUCAAUUCCCUUUGUUCAUUGAGGGGGAAAAUCCUGUGAUACUAUGGUGCAUGUGACUAUAGUGGCGUGUUGCUUGACUGUGUAGUGUAACGUGUCUCUUCCCUUUUUUCUUUUCUUUUUGUCAGUAGGUCUGUGUGCUUCACCUUCCUCUUGUUUUACCAGCUGAUGCAUUUCCUGAUGUGUUUGGGAUAGGUGGGGAAUUCUUCCUUAAGGGGUUAGGUUAACAUGUAUUAAUCUUGUUUCAAGUGCUGAAAGUCGGUUAGGUUUCUUAUUUAUGAUAAAGUGCGGUUUGUCUUCUCUGCCUGCCGUUCGCUUCAGUGUUGUUCAUGAUGCUUCUCCUGCCAGAGAAUGCAGUUUGAAUUUUGAGCCGGAGAAGACAGGCCCGGAGUCUUAACCUGCGUUCAGCCCUUAUGGUGCACUCCGUCUGUUCUUUGGAAACCUGUGUGAUGAUUGCAUCAGCACCUGUAGUAGUGCAUUCAUCACCUGAGUCACUCUGUGAGCUGGUCGGACCAGUUAAUGUAAGAACUAGUAGCGGAGUUGACGCUUGGAAUAAUUUCCCUCUAGUUUUGUCUAUCGUGGCUUUUUGGAGUGGUUUCAUUCUUUUCCUGAGGACCAAUCUCUGCUCUCACAUGAGUGACUCUUGCGUUGCUGUCAAAUGACUGAGGUGAUCUGCCAUGAUGUUCUGGGUCCUUUUCAUGAAGUCGCACAUUUUAGGGAUUUGAACUGUUCAAAAGUACUGAAGCAGUUUCACGCUAACUGUUGUUGGAUUAAGUACAUUUUAGCCUUGUUGGUGUGGAUCAUUAUGCUAUUUUAUUUUUUUAUACAGUGAACUCAAAAUGCAUUUUUGCAGUUGAAUGGUAAUAGAAUUUUAUACAAAAUAUUUUGUAUUUUUGCUCUGGACCAAUUUCUUUUUCUUCCCUUUUGUCCAAAUGUUAAUUUUGUUGUGAAAGCAGUUUGUUCUGAAGUUAUGGGAUGACCUUUUUAAAACUGACUAAAUCCAUGUUUUUUUUUUUUUUUUUCUUCCACCAUCCCUUCCUCUGAAUUCUCUCCAGAGGUGGGGAAGGUGAAAUCCUCCCCUGGGUCAGAGGGUGCAGUUGCAGGAUGUACUGAAGGAGAAACGUUGCUGUUCUAAUUCUUUCUUUUGCUGUUCUUUGGAUGGUCAAGAUGUGCUAAAUAUAUCUGUGCUAUGAGCUUGAUGCUUCAAUAAAAAGAUUCUUAUCUGUG
This is a messenger RNA of Cottoperca gobio, 4699 nucleotides long. It is a transcript of the gene amd1, whose product is annotated as adenosylmethionine decarboxylase 1. The transcript is spliced from 9 exons. NCBI's taxonomy places the organism in Eukaryota, Metazoa, Chordata, Actinopteri, Perciformes, Bovichtidae. Gene Ontology annotation, molecular function: adenosylmethionine decarboxylase activity. The record is from RefSeq and is a predicted model, not a curated record. Gene Ontology annotation, cellular component: cytosol. Gene Ontology annotation, biological process: spermine biosynthetic process; spermidine biosynthetic process. Bases 1109 to 1909 code for a protein of 266 amino acids.